GACCGCGCAUCCCUCGCCCAAAGAUCCAGCAUGCCUCACUACAAGCUGACAUACUUCAAUUUGAGAGGAAGAGCAGAAAUUAGCCGCUAUCUGUUUGCCUAUUCGGGCAAGCAGUAUGAAGACCACAAGAUAGAAGCAGCAGACUGGCCCAAAAUCAAACCAACUAUCCCAUUUGGUAAACUCCCCAUUCUGGAAGUGGAUGGAGUUAUCAUUCACCAAAGCCUGGCAAUAGCAAGAUACCUUGCCAGAGAAGCAGGUGUGGCAGGCCGGACGCCACUGGAGCAGGCGCUAGUUGAUGCCAUUGUGGACACCAUAGACGACUUCAUGACCUUGUUCCCCUGGGCAGAGAAAAACCAGGAUGUGAGGAAAAAAGCGUUUGAUGACAUCCUCACCAACAAAGCACCAGAGCUACUGAAAGACUUGGAUACUUUCUUAGGGAACAAGAACUGGCUGGUAGGAGAAUCUGUAACAUGGGCUGAUUUCUACUGGGAUGUGUCCAGUACAACUCUUCUGUCCCUCAAACCUGACUUGGCAGAAAACUACCCCAGGCUCCUGGCUCUCAGAGACAGAGUACAAGCGCUCCCCGCUAUUGCAGCCUGGAUCCAGAAAAGACCAAAGACAGUUAUGUAGCCUACUGGUACAAAAGAGUAAAACAAAGAAAUCAAAAAUACACAUUUAUAUUUUCACGUCACAAUUAACAAGCUGUUGUAGAUUACAAGUUCUAGAAUCAUCUACGUACAUUUCAGACAGAUACGCUAGACUAAGCCCCUAACCUAAAGGCAUCCUUCUGUGCAUUUGAGAGAAGGGACUUGGUUGACAAGUCCAAAUCGGGGACAAGCUUGCUUCCACUUACACCCCUCUCACUAGAAAUGAAGACAUAAAACCAUCAACUCCAGUAAUGGUUGGUGAGCUCCCCACAAUGAAAACUCCAGCCUUGGGUUCCUUUCAGCACACAUUCUCCAGGAUUUCUCUUGCUCUUCACAGAUCUUUCCUGCUCUAUCUUCCACUCUCUUCUCCUCUUCAGCAAGAGAUAUCACAGAGAAGACCAAGUWGCCUUCUUUCUGAACCUCUUUCCCAACCACAGACACCAGGACCGGACGAUACUGAGAGGCAAGACCUUCUCCAAGGGAAUCCUGGCAAAACUAGAUGAAGCAUUCAGGGGUGUAAUCCCAGGCCGUUCAGUUUUAUUAUAAUCGCUCUUUCUUUUCUUCAAGCUUCACUUGGUGGAUACUCUGACUUGCUACUCUCCAGAUUUGUCACGAGGUGUAUAACUCAAUCGCGAUUCAAACAGAACAAAACAUGACUAACAAGUAACCACUGAAUAAAGAUAAUUCAUUUCAAAAGAA
This is a messenger RNA of Nothoprocta perdicaria, 1346 nucleotides long. RefSeq names its product hematopoietic prostaglandin D synthase (gene HPGDS). Gene Ontology annotation, biological process: glutathione metabolic process. The record is from RefSeq and is a predicted model, not a curated record. Gene Ontology annotation, molecular function: glutathione transferase activity. NCBI's taxonomy places the organism in Eukaryota, Metazoa, Chordata, Aves, Tinamiformes, Tinamidae. The transcript is spliced from 6 exons. Bases 31 to 630 code for a protein of 199 amino acids.